CUCCCUACUCCCUCGCCGUCAGCUUCUUCCUCGACCUGGAAACGGAAUGCCUGAGCCGGGCUCAGGAUCGGCCUAUUUCAAAUGGAAGCUACGUUCCUGUUUUCACCCUCUUUAGCUGAUAUUUACAGUUCCUAGUGGGAAAAGCUGUGUAUUCUUCAAACAAAAGGGUUGCAUUGGGGUAUGAACAAUGGAUUCUCUGGAUCAUAUGCUCACCGACCCAUUGGAGUUGGGGCCAUCUGGAGAAGGAAAUGGUACACAGAUUAUGGAGGAUUGCAUGCUGGGAUCCAUACGUAUUAGCCUGCCAGAAGAUCUCUUGGAAGAUCCUGAGAUCUUCUUUGAAGUUGUCAGUCUUUCAACAUGGCAGGAGGUGCUGGUAGAUUCACAACGAGAACACUUGAAAAAGUUUUUGCCCCGCUUCCCGGAAAACAAUACUGAACAUCAGAAUAAUCUUAUUCUGUCCCUAUUCAAUGGAGAGAACUUCCGGUUUGGAAACCCCCUGCACAUAGCCCAGAAGCUCUUCCGAGAUGGACAUUUCAAUCCUGAAGUGGUAAAAUAUCGACAGCUUUGCUUCAAGUCACAGUACAAGCGCUACCUCAGCUCCCAGCAGCAGUACUUUUACCGGCUGCUGAAACAGAUUCUUGCUUCCCGGAAUCACCUGUUAGAGCUUGCUAGGAAAGGUGGUCCAGAUCUGGCCCUGAAACGAAAAUACUCGGCAGCUGCUUGUGCUGCUGAAGAACGGGACAGACAGACUCAUCGUCGAUACCUGAAAAUCCUCAGGGAGGUGAAAGAGGAAUGCGGAGACACUACCUUAUCCUCUGACGAAGAAGAUCUGAGCUGCUGGAUCCCAAAUUCUCCAGCCCAUUGCCCAAGUCCUGCUGUUCCUCUCAGAGUGAUCCCCACCUUAUCAACCCAAGACAUGAAAACAGCAGAUAAACUGGAUUUCGGUGAGAAUGGCCUGAAGAUGAUGCUGAAGAAGCACCAUGAAAAACGCAAGCGACAACCUAACCAUCCUGAUUUAAUGACAGGGGACCUGACUCUGAAUGACAUCAUGACACGUGUGAAUGCUGGCAGGAAAGGAUCUUUGGCAGCAUUGUUUGACCUUGCUGUCCUCAAAAAGAAGGUGAAGGAGAAGGAAGAGAAAAAGAAAAAGAAGAUAAAAGUUAUUAAGUUGGAAGCAGAAGACUUCUCCGAGUCGCUUGGCAACCCUGAAGGAAUGCCUCCAAUGUCUCAGGAUCCAUCCCCCAUCCCUCCCAUUUGGGACCCCCCGUCCCUCCCAUCUGUUAAAGAAGAGCCUCUUGAAGACAUCAAGCCGUGCCUUGGAGUAAAUGAAAUUGCCUCCAGCUUCUUUUCCCUCCUUCUAGAGAUUCUGCUUCUAGAAGGGCCAGCUAGUCUCUCAGUGCUUGAGGAUAAACUCAUGGAUUGGCAGUCUUCUCCUGCCAGCACAUUAAACAGCUGGUUCUCCUUUGCCCCCAACUGGUCAGAACUUGUUUUACCUGCCCUGCAGUAUCUCACAGGCGAUAGCAGAGAUGCUUCUUCCAGUUUUUCUCCAUUUGUUGAAUUCAAAGAAAAAACUCAGCAGUGGAAACUGAUAGGUUCAUCCCAAGACCAUGAGAAGGAGCUUGCAGAACUCUUUCAGCUCUGGUUGGAGACGAAAGACCAAGCCUACUUCAAGGACAAUGAAGACAGCUCAGAUGCCACUACACCAGUUCCUCGAGUAAGGACUGACUAUGUAGUCCGGCCUAGCACUGUGGAAGAGAAACGUGUUUUCCAGGAACAGGAGCGUUAUCGAUACAGCCAACCCCACAAAGCGUUCACAUUCCGCAUGCAUGGCUUUGAGUCGGUGGUGGGCCCUGUGAAGGGCGUGUUUGAUAAGGAAACCUCUCUGAACAAAGCCCGAGAACAUUCUCUGUUGCGAUCAGAUAGGCCUGCAUAUGUCACCAUCUUGUCUCUUGUUCGGGAUGCUGCAGCCCGUCUUCCUAAUGGAGAGGGAACUCGUGCUGAGAUCUGUGAGCUGCUUAAAGACUCCCAGUUUCUUGCUCCUGAUGUCACCAGUGCUCAGGUUAACACCGUGGUGAGUGGUGCACUGGAUCGAUUGCACUAUGAGAAGGAUCCCUGCGUAAAAUAUGAUAUUGGGCGCAAACUAUGGAUAUACCUCCAUCGAGACAGGAGCGAAGAGGAGUUUGAGCGGAUUCAUCAGGCCCAAGCUGCUGCAGCAAAGGCCAAAAAAGCCCUUCAGCAGAAACCCAAACCGCCUGCAAAGAUAAAAUCCAGUAGCAAGGAGAGUUCAGUGAAAGUGGUGACUAGUGGCACCUCUGAACCAAGUCAACUGAGCCUUAGCGAUUCCAGCAUGCCACCAACUCCUGUGACUCCAAUGACGCCCACUGCCCCUCCAAUGCCAGCAAUGCCAAUUUCACCACCGCCAGUUCCUGUCGUUAGCAAGAGUUUGCCAAGUGUUGCACCAGAACAAGCUAAACCUAACCAAAGCAUCCUUUUAGUAUCUUCUCCCACCAUGCCGCAGCUUGGGACAUUGCUCUCCACCACACAGAGUACCCAGGCACAGGCUGGGUCUCAGCCCUCUUCUCGGGCGGCCAGCCACACAGCCUCCUCAGGACUUCCACAGGUCCGAGUGGUUACAGCACAAUCUAGCCUCCCGCCUGUGUCUCAGCCAGCCCCAAUGGUAACACAGCCACCUCCACCACCAGCAUCUGUACCUCAGAUCCGUAUCCCUUCCACUUCUGCACAAACCAAAGUUCUAUCUCAGGCUGUUAUGACUGUCCCGGUGAAAGCACAAUCCAGCCCGGUCCAGGUGCAGAGGCCAACAGUUUCAGUAACAGGAACAGCCAGUAUGACGGGGGCAGGAAUAUCUGCAGCUCCCAGUCCUGCCUCCAAGCCACUAACUAGUUCUCCAAGCAGCUCUGUGCCCAGUUCCUCUACCGCUUCUUUAUCAUCCUCCUCCUCUUCCUCCACUGCUGUCCUCCAGAAUGUAGCUGGACAAAAUAUCAUCAAACAGGUGGCUAUAACUGGACAACUUGGUAUGAAGAACCAGCCUGGGAGCACCAUCCCGCUUUCCGCUUCCAACUUCCGCAUCCAAGGCAAGGACGUCCUGCGUCUGCCUCCCUCCUCCAUUACCACCGAUGCAAAGGGGCAGACCGUUCUCCGCAUCACCCCAGACAUGAUGGCUACCUUGGCCAAGUCGCAAGUCACCACCGUCAAACUCACCCAGGACCUCUUCACCACUGCCGCAGCUGGCAGCACUUCCGCUGGGAAAGGCAUCUCCGCCACUCUGCGCGUGUCAUCGAGCCCCAUCCAGUCUUCCGACUCUCCCGCCAAGACCAGCACGCCCACCUCUGCUUCGCCGAGCUCCGCUGGGCCUACCGUGGUGAAAGUGACCCCUGACUUGAAGACUGUCGAGUCAACCAGUUCAGCGUUUCGGCUGAUGCCUGCCCUAGGCAUGACUGUAGCAGAGCAGAAGGGCAAAGCCAUUUCCACAGUGGCAUCCACUGACGCCAAGCCAGCUGCCACUAUAAGGAUUGUGCAGGGGAUGGGGGUGAUGCCACCAAAAGCUGGGCAGACUAUUACAGUAGCCACUCAUGCCAAGCAGAUGCCCUCUGCCUCUUCAGUGAGCAUGUCUGGCACAGUCCAUACCUCUGCGGUUUCUCUGCCGACCAUGACUGCUUCGGUGUCCAAGGCAGUUGCUGUCGUUUCAGGAGCAGCAGGGACGCCCAUAACUAUUGGAACAGGAACCACCACUAUGCGGCAGGUUCCAGUGAGCACGACUGUCGUAUCUACUUCCCAGGCAGGGAAGCUGCCUGCCCGAAUCACGGUGCCCCUCUCGGUCAUAAGCCAGCCCGUGAAAGGAAAGAGUGUUGUGACUGCUCCUAUCAUCAAAGGCAACCUUGGGGCCAACAUCAGUGGACUGGGUAGAAAUAUCAUCUUGACCACGAUGCCAGCUGGGACAAAGCUGAUUGCUGGGAACAAGCCAGUAAGCUUCCUGACUGCACAGCAACUGCAACAGUUGCAGCAACAAGGCCAGGCUACACAGGUACGAAUUCAGACAGUCCCAGCCUCCCAUCUCCAGCAGGGAACAGUGUCUGGCUCUACAAAAACAGUCUCCACAGUAGUUGUAACAGCAGCGCCAUCUCCAAAACAGACACAUGAUCAACAGUAAAUAUAAUUUGCCAAAAGUUACUCUAGCCCUCUUAUUCUAUUUUCACCCGGUCAGGACUUUCUAGAAUCAUCUAUCAAGCAUCUGCAAGUUGGUUCCUGACAUACCGGAAGCACCUGUGGGAAAUGUUUGGUUUGAUUCAAAAUAAGCAGAACCCCUAAUACAAGCGCCGUGGGGUACUGUAUAUUACUAACCUUAACUCCUUCACGUUAAGCUGAAGAGUCAGCAGUCCUAAUUGGCCUUUUGGUUCUUGGCUUGUUGCCGAUACUCUGGUGUGAAUGUAAGUUUCAACAAUGCUUGCUGCAUAAGGGAAGACGAAAGAGGGCCUUGGAAGAAGUGGACAUGUUGUAUUAGACUGAAGCCCAGUUUUAUCCUUCCCACAGUCCUUCUCGUGGCCAUUCAGUUUCUGGAUUUUUAAUAUUGGUUGCCUUCGUUUUGGUCUGUUCUUCUGUGUAUUUUAUAUAUUUAGUCAUUUUUUAAAAAACAAACAAACUGACAACAUCUUGCUGAUUAUGCUUCCCUCUCUCUGCAUAGACUUUAUCAGCCUGCUUUAUCUUCAUCAAGCUGAGCAUUUACAUGAAAUGGCAAAAGAGAGGGUCUUGCAAAUAUGUGAGCUGGCUGUGGAAAAGAGGCAGAAGCAAGGGAGCAAAAAGCAAAGCCCCCCCUUUCCCCCCACACCAAGAACUUUGAUAGCUCAGCCUUUACAUGACAGGAAAUUCAUUUUUUAAAAAAUGAAAGACAGAACCAGAGUAAGAUUGUAUACCAUACUCAGUUCCUUCUCCCCAAUUUAUUUUAACAUGUUGAUGGUAACUAUUGACGUUUUAUUGCUUCCCCAGCUUCUGAAUAAAAUGUUAACAAAACUAAAUGAACAAACUUCUACCAUCAAUCCAGAUUAUACUAUUAUCUAGGAUUUUUCUCUGUGUUUAAGGCAGAAGUAAAAAGAGGGACGUAGCACAGAAGUGGAGAGACCGGAAGAUCCUUUGUAUUGUGGUGGGGAAGAGGGUCUUGUUUGAUGAAGUGUGAUAUUUAUUGCCUAACCUACUAACCUACUAUGCUCAUGUGUUUGUAAUGUGUUCUUUCACAUUAUGUGUGUGUGUGUUUAAUUGGUUAUCUGUAUUGAAGGCUGUCCUGGAAUAUGUUCUAAUUAAAUUAAGUGAUUUUGUUG
Elgaria multicarinata webbii is the source of this 5330-nucleotide messenger RNA. RefSeq names its product nuclear factor related to kappaB binding protein (gene NFRKB). Lineage: Eukaryota; Metazoa; Chordata; Lepidosauria; Squamata; Anguidae. Gene Ontology annotation, cellular component: Ino80 complex. The coding region runs from base 188 to 4168 and encodes 1326 amino acids. The transcript is spliced from 27 exons. The record is from RefSeq and is a predicted model, not a curated record. Gene Ontology annotation, molecular function: protease binding.